AUGUCGUCCAGCAACGACAGCGAGUCGUUCGACACUCUUUCCCUCGCCGAGACAGACGGCCUGUCUGAUUUCGAGCUGGUCGACGUCGACAACGACGACGUACGCUUCCUGGCUUCGUCGUCCAUCGGCUCGGACGCUGCCAGCAUGGCUUCCGACGUCGAAACCACUCCACCGAGUCCGCAGAUGGACGCUUCUCACUUUCAUUUCCCCGAUCCUGCUUCGGUCUUUCAAGACGAACAGCUCAGCCUCGAGUCCAGCUCGCUGUACACCCUCUUGGCGCCGUCUGAGCACAACCAACAGACCGAAUCGCUGCAACCGAGCCACGAAAACAAGGCACAGGCAUCGACACAGCCUAUGCACUCCGCUGCCGCAUCCAUCGUCGACCUUGGCAUCAUCGAAAAGAUGGAGUUCUUGCGUGAAUCUGAGCACAAGCAGGCCGGCCCCUCGCAGCCGCAUCGCAGAGCCGCAGCUGUGGCACCCAAGGCUGUUUGGCUGGUGGCUUUGGUCGCAGCCAUGCUUCUCGGCUUCAAGUCGAGCUCCCUUCUUGGUCUCUCGCCCCGAGCCCACAUCGCACAGUACGAAUCAAUCGCAAAGUUCGCUACACCUUCGCAGCACCCGCUCACCAACGCCGCCGUCCUAGCGACCCGACCCGCAUCCUCUCUGGGCGUAACGUCCAGCCCAUCUGCUUCCAGCCUUGCCACCAACAAGACGACCAAACAAGCUCGCGCCUACGCCAUUCCUGGUUGUGCGGUCCAGAAGGCCGAUCCUGCAACCAAGGGCCUCACCGUUUUUACCCCGUCUUGGUCCCACUCGAGCAAAGUCCGCGAUCCAGUCAAGUCCUCGAACCUUGGCAGCAAGAAUGCCAGAGCAAAGCGGUACGCCGGAUUUGCGGGUCAACUGGCUUUCAAUCUGCACCCUGACUCGCCUGUCUUCCCAUCGCUGCCGCGUUCCUCCUACCUCGACAACGCCACCACCACGACGUGGGCCUUUUGGCUGGCACGGCUCGACGAUGUGUACGAGCGUUCCCUGCGACCUGCCAUCUCAGCAGCCAAGGACCAAAUUUUCGAGGCGGCGCGACUCGUUCAGCAGUAUCAUCGGGAUCAAGUGCUGCCAACCUAUGCCUGUUUGCGCCAACAUGCGCUCAUUGCAGCCCAGCGAACUGCCGAGGUUACCUCGCACUACAACCAAGACCAAGUUCGUCCCGCUUUCGCCUUUGUGCGCGGGCACGCAGCCAAAUCUGCGCAGCGCUCCGCAAAGUACCGCGAAAAGGUCAUUCUACCCGCGUUGGCACAAUUCCGUCGUCAGGCCGCUGAUGCGGCAAAGUCGACUUCCGAGGAGCUGCAUAAGGCGGCAAAGCGAACAGCCCGCAUGACAUCGCAGUACAGCGAGCAACAGCUUCGCCCGGCGUUUGCCUCGAUAUACCAGCAAGCAACCGAGGCUGCACAACACACGGUCGAGUAUCGCGAGAAAGUCGUCGCCCCGGCCCUCGCACAAUUCCGCCUGCAGGCCAUUGACGCGGCCAAAACCACCUCAGAGGGGCUCAACAAGGCGGGCAAGCGCUUCUCCGAUGAAGCGGGUCCGACUGUGCAGCAGUUCAAAGAGGUCGCUUACGUCAACUUGGAAGCUCUUGGCGUCGAUGAGUACGUCGGGUUCAUGUUGACCAGUCUCAGGGCGGCCACGCAGAGUCUGCGCAGCACGAAGCAGAGCAUUUGA
This is a messenger RNA of Pseudozyma hubeiensis SY62, 1713 nucleotides long. RefSeq lists its product as hypothetical. The transcript has a single exon. The record is from RefSeq and is a predicted model, not a curated record. NCBI's taxonomy places the organism in Eukaryota, Fungi, Basidiomycota, Ustilaginomycetes, Ustilaginales, Ustilaginaceae. Bases 1 to 1713 code for a protein of 570 amino acids.